This is a messenger RNA of Rhipicephalus microplus (southern cattle tick), 777 nucleotides long. Its product is annotated as lamin-A-like. Lineage: Eukaryota; Metazoa; Arthropoda; Arachnida; Ixodida; Ixodidae. The record is from RefSeq and is a predicted model, not a curated record.
AUGUCCGGACUUCAAGCAUCAGGCGAGUGUAAUGAAGAUGCAGUAGAUAUCCUGAAGUCACUCUUGGGAGACGAGAUGAUUAUCGUACAGAAACAUCUUCGAAACCUCUUAGAUCUCCAGCCAGGACGCCUGAACCAGGCUUUGAAACAGCUUAAGGAUGCCGAGAAUAAGUGGGAUGUCCUGGCAAAACACCUCGAACGAGUCAAGAAGGAGAUGCAAGAUCAGAUACUGCGUUGCCGAGACCUCAGCGACCGAGCCAAGACGCUGAAUGAGCAGCUGGACUUUCAGAAGUUCCUUUAUGAAAAGGAACUGGAGAAAUUGUGGCUGAACCAGGAGAAAAUGCAGAGCAUCUAUGAGGCCAAGAUGCGUGAGCUCCAGGAACUGCUGGACCGACGCUCGUCAGACUUUUCUGUCACAUGCGAUGAGCUGCCCAGCUACAAGACUCGCCUGGGCGGUGUCAAAUCUCACAUUGCUGAGCUCGAAUCGCUCAACCAGUCCCUGCAGUCCUGUGUGCGCGACUUGGAACCACUGCAGGAGCAAGGAGAUGACUGGAACGCUCUAGAGAAGAUGCCACAGGAUUGUAAAAGCGAACACGACCUGAACCGCCUCGUUCCAAAGCGAGAAAAAGACUCGCUAACCUUCUGGAAACAUUGGCAGAAGGAAUAUCUGGAGGAACUGAGAAACUUCGCCAUCAACAAAGUAGAACGAACUGAAUUGGUGAAGGAAGAAAACUUAGUUCUUAUGCGAAACAAAGAACACCUCGGCAAGUUUUGUUGA